Messenger RNA from Staurois parvus, 1050 nucleotides. The record is from the annotation of a GenBank genome assembly. Lineage: Eukaryota; Metazoa; Chordata; Amphibia; Anura; Ranidae.
UCUCGCCUGAAGAUGGCGGGACGUACGGAGCUGCGGCAGGCUGAGGAAGUGUAUGAACGGUUACAGAAGCUGUCCUGCCUGCCUUUGAAGGGCAUGUAUGUAUCCGGCUCACAGAAUAUACACGAACUAUUAUGUACCCCCUCUGUCAUUCGCCUUGGCGUCUUGGAAUGGCUCUGCACAAGGGUUUACCCUCCACUUCAAGAGCAGUUCUCCACUUUAAAAGAAUUUGAAGGAGAAAUUAAAAUAAAAGAAAUGGCGAAACUUGGCUUUGAGCUGAUGCUGUGUCAGGAAGGAGACGUUGAUCUAAUAAAGGGACUUGUACCAUCAGGCAGACAACUCCUUUUCAUGGCAAAUUUACUGGAUAUUAUUCAGAUGGCCCCCAGUGUAUCCAGGGAUUUGAGGUUGGAAUGCUCCUCUCAAAUCGUCGACGAAGCUUUUGCUGCUUGCGCAUAUGAGAACGAAGACCUCCUGAAUGAGAUUUUCUCCAGCCCCCACUUCCAGGCAACCCUCACUCCGGAGUGCAAUCCUUGGCCAGCCGACCUGCAGCCUUUACUGCUGAAAGAAGAACUGCAAGAGGGUGUAUAUCAAUCUGACCAAAAUAAUGAGAACAAUCAACAUUUAGAGGAACUGCAGAAGAUUUCUACCGAACUUCAUGAUCUUAAAGAAGAGUGCACCUUCCUCCGCAGCCCCGUGCCAGCCAGCGAAACCGUCGUACAGACUUUGAAGUUAGCGACGACCGACUUCCAUCAGCUCAUUGCAACUUUCACUCGGGUGUACGAGAAUGAAUUUCAGGAGCACUGCAACCACCCGGCACCUCGCCUCAGUCCCUGCGGGCCUCUCUUCCGAUCCGUCCAUCGCCUGCUGGAAAGCUGUAGUAAGGAACUGGAGGCUGUUGCCAAGUUUACAACAACAUCAAACACCAUAACAGAGGUGGUGAGAAAAAGACAACAAGCUAAAGAGUCCUGGGGAGGAGGCAGCUUGGCAACUCUACAUGAGAAGAUAAAGGAGCUAAAACACAACUAUGAGCUGUUCCUGAAUUCCCUGCAAUAG